AUGGACUCCAAACACACUCCAUACAGCUCUGUAGCCGAGACGUCCAGAAUCCUUGAUUUUCUACUGCCAUUGUUCGACCAUGUCUCCCUCCCAGCACAAGCGAGAAAUAAGCGUGCAAAUGUCCGCUUCACAGGCACCAGGGACCAGCCGUACUUCCCCAUCCCCUUCAAAGAAACCGAGCUCUCCGCCGCAUUGAAAGCCAUAGAGGGAUGCGUGGCCUCGGCCCUGGCAGAUGAGAAAUUCGGCCAGGAACAAAGAGACAGACGGAUCGUCGUGGACCAGGAGAAGACCACGGCAUUCCUGUUCCAGGCUUACCUGGCGAGGGUCGGGGGGCUUGGAAAACUAGACGACAAGGUUCGGGCGCUUUUGAAAGCUGAGGGAGAGGCCCUAGACACCGACCUGUUGCAGGCGCAGUCAAACCCGUACCGGCGCAUGUCUGCGAAUCUGUACGAGACUGCCGAAAAGGGCGAGUAUUAUCAUAUCCAUGGGUCUCUGGAGGCGUCGACCACGUUGAGCAUGAUUGGGCUGGCGCCGCACCGCCCGGACCUGGAGUCGCACCAAGACAUUGUCGAUACCAUCGAGCCGGCGGUAAGGAAGUAUACCGUUGAGCAGCUGGAGGCGAUGAAUGCCCAACACCGACAAGCUGGCGUCAAGGCGUUUCGGCACGAUGAGUUUCUACAGACUCCGCAUGGCAGAGAAAACUGGUCACUGCCGCCUUGGUCGGUUGAGAACUUGGAGACGAGCACGCCCAAGACGCCGCUGCCGAGCACUGGUGAUGAAAGGAUGCUAUCGGGCAUCAAGGUCCUGGACUUGUGUCGCAUCAUUGCGGGCCCGACAAUCACGCGGAUCCUGGGCGAAUACGGCGCAGAGGUGCUCAAGGUGACGAGCCCGAAUCUGAGCGACGUGCCGUUUUUCCAGGUUGAUGGAAACAUGGGAAAGCGCACCGCCGAUCUCGAUCUGAAGACGCCAGAGGGGCGGCGAGUACUCGACGAGUUGCUGCGAGAUGUAGAUGUCGUCGUGGACGGAUACCGGCCCGGCGCCUUGGAGAGGCUCGGCUACGGACCGAAAGCAAUGGCGGAUAUUGCUGCCAAACGAGGCAGGGGCAUCGUGUACGUCAGCGAGAAUUGCUUCGGAUACAAGGGCGAAUGGGCAGGCCGGCCUGGCUGGCAGCAAAUCGCCGACUGUGUAAGUCGGCCUAUCCAUCCAUCCCUCUUUGGCCUCACAGCACUGACACUUGCCAUGACGCAGGCCACGGGCAUCGCGUGGGAACAAGGGCGCUUCAUGGGCUUGGACGAGCCCGUUGUUCCGCCGUUUCCCAUUUCCGACUACGGCACCGGCUGCAUCGGCGCCAUCGCCGCCUUGGCGGGCCUGUAUCACCGCGCGACAAGGGGCGGAUCAUGGCACGGCAUGGCUUCUCUUUUACACUACGACCUGCUCCUGUUCAAGGUCGGCCUGCUCCCACGGCAUGUCCAGGAAGAGCUCCGAAGACAGGCGGGGCCAGAGUUUCUCGCCUUGCGUCACGCUCAUAGCGUAGACCAGAUUUCGGGGACGGCCCUGAGACGCAUGCGGCAGCUAUUUCCGGAGUUUGUAGAUGAUCCCAAGUACUUGGAUCACUGGUAUUCGGAGGGGUACAAGGCGAAUGUAUCUGCGGUUUUACCCGUGGUGGAGAUUGAAGGCUUGGAUAUCAGUUUUCAGAGGGCGAGUCGGCCGAAUGGAAGCAACACGGCGAGCUGGGAUCGUGGUGACGGUGGUGAGGAGGGGGAUCGUAGAAUAGCGGCCAGUUAG
This is a messenger RNA of Metarhizium acridum CQMa 102, 1785 nucleotides long. RefSeq lists its product as uncharacterized. NCBI's taxonomy places the organism in Eukaryota, Fungi, Ascomycota, Sordariomycetes, Hypocreales, Clavicipitaceae. The record is from RefSeq and is a predicted model, not a curated record.